CAUGUCCAUUUAAGAAGUUAGUGGUGCAGUGUCGCAAGCAAAGCAAUUAACAGUCCAGAAGGUCUCCAUUGAGUAGGACAGGGUAAUGGCAAUGACAGUGUAUAUGACGCCACAGCUACCAAUAUUUGGGCAAGACAGGCCAAGAGCAAUUUCAGUGUAUACGAGGCCAGAGCUACCGAUAUAUAGGAAUGACAGGGCAAGAGCCAUGUCAAUAUAUAUGAGGCCACAGCUACCCAGAUUUAGGCAAGACAGCGGAAGAGCAAUGAGAGUGGGCAAGCCAAUAUUAAUGUUAUUAGAUGCUCCUGCUCAAGCGGAGGAAAAGAGGAGAAAGUUGUUGCCUGGAGAGGCCAAGGGAUUUACAGAGGAGAUGCGAUUUGUGGCAAUGAGACUUCAUACAAAACAAAAAGAGCCUCAAUCUGAUCCUCAACAACCUCAGGGUGCUUGGGAGGCUUCUCUAAAAGGAUAUCUCAGUUUUUUGGUGGACAGUAAACUUGUCCAUGAUAAACUUGAUGCUAUUCUACUCACAUCACCUCAUCCUUCUUAUGCCGCGUUCAGGAAUACAGGUCUGGAAAGAUCAGAAAAGCUUACAAAAGAUUUGGAGUGGUUUGUGCAGCAAGGUUCUAAGAUUCCAGAGCCAAGUUCUUCAGGAAGAAGUUACUCGCAGUACUUAGAAGAACUUGCAGAGAAAAAUCCACCAUCAUUUAUAUGCCACUUUUACAACAUACACUUUGCACAUAUUACUGGAGGUCAGAACAUUGGCAGACAGGUUGCAAAGAAAUUAUUGGAUGGAAGAGAGCUGGAAUUUUAUAAAUGGGAUGGAGAUCUUUCUGAAAUGCUAAAGAAUGUGAAGGAGAAGUUGAACAAAGUUGCUGAGGGCUGGUCUCGUCCAGAGAAAAAUCAGUGCUUGAGAGAAACAGCAAAGUCUUUCAAGUACUCUGAAAAUAUUGUUCGGUUGAUUAUAAAAUAAUAUAUCCAUUGAUGAUGGAAUUGUAAAGUACUAUAAACUUAUAUAAUGUUAGUUUAGCUUUCUGAAUUUUUCUUAUGAUAUGUACAAGUUGCUUCGUUAAUUCUUUUGAAUAAUUUUUUUUGAGUUUCUUUUGUAUUGAUGGAAAAUAUCAGAUUGAUGACGCAAAAUAUUCAAGGUGCCAAUCUCUAUAUUCUUAUA
This is a messenger RNA of Cryptomeria japonica (Japanese cedar), 1165 nucleotides long. RefSeq names its product heme oxygenase 1, chloroplastic. Bases 86 to 967 code for a protein of 293 amino acids. Gene Ontology annotation, molecular function: heme oxygenase (decyclizing) activity. The transcript has 4 exons. The record is from RefSeq and is a predicted model, not a curated record. Gene Ontology annotation, biological process: heme oxidation; phytochromobilin biosynthetic process. Lineage: Eukaryota; Viridiplantae; Streptophyta; Pinopsida; Cupressales; Cupressaceae.